UCCGUUUGUUUGUGUAAUUUCGCGCGCUUUUGUGUCGCCCGCUGUCCGGACGUCUUAUAUACCAACGGGUCGGAAAAUCGGGUUCCAAAAAAAAGGGAUUUAAAAAGGCGUGAGAUUUGCGGCCAACUGCUGGACGACUGCCAGUGGACUGAAAUCUUAAUUAGCCAUUUGAUGGCAGUUGGCAGACAACAAAGGCUGAUGUUCUUUUCCCGGAAGCAUCCGAAGCAGCAGCAGCAGAAGGAGGAACUGUAGCACAGCCGAAAGCCGAUCAACAGACCAUUCAGCUUUGAGUGUUUUAUGGUCCCGGAGUGGCAGCGACAGCCCUAACAACUAACUAACAAGAACAACACCGGCUUAGGGCAGCAGGAAGUAUCAACACGAGCCAAGGAUACAAAGCAAUCUAUAAAGAUGGCCGGCGGGGGCAGGACAGCCGGCAAAUACGGUUAUUCGGACAACAAUUAUUACAGUGGUCACUCGUACAAGGACAUCAACGACGAGAUUAUCCUGGUCAGCAUCAUAAUGGGGAUUACCAUACUGGUCCUCAUCACCAUCGCCCUGUGCUACAUUGCGUAUGAGAAAUGCCAGAAGAAGCGGGAAUAUUAUAUCAACGCCUAAGGGGCUUCCUUCGGAAUUGCAGGAUAUGGCUUCCGUUCCUAUUGUCCUGUGUUUGUUUUCCCUUGCAGCGGUGGCACUGCAAGGCUAAAUGUCAACACGGUCUACGACAAUGUUGACGUUGACGAUUUAGUUGGCCAACAAAAAUAAACCAGAGUGGCUGCAACCGGGCCACAUUUUUCCACCCCUUUUCCCCCAGAAAACCCCGGCAGACACGUACACAAAUCGGAAGGCAGUGGAAUUUGUGCCGUUUAAACGUUCCGCCAUCUCUGUUGGUUUUGCCACAGUUGCAGUUUCUCAAGUGUCAGGAAACAUGGCUCUAUUGUUUGGCCACUGUGCACAGUGGGUUCCACUUGGCACUUGACAUUUGUCCAGCCAAUUAGGCGUUCGCCAUUUUUUCAGUCGUUGUUUUUUAAGAGCUCGUUUGGAAAAAUAAUCAGCACAAGGGAUAGCUUUGUGUUUGAAUAGCACUUUUUAAAUGUUGCACUAUUUCGCAUUGCCAGACAGAGACGUUUUUAAGAGAUCCAUAAAUUCGUGUUUUUAUGCCGCACCCGGGCAUUUCAAUUUAAAAUGCAAUGCUCUCGUAUUCCACCAUGCAGUAACCUUUUGUUUGUCAAACCGAGGAGGAAUAAUAAAAAAGAGCCAACCGAAACCUCACACCACACAAUAAUGGCAGCGAAAGAAAUAUAAGCGAUUCUUUUGCAAGUGCGCUGUGUCGAUAUUGUUGCCUUCCAAAACUGAAUGGUGGAAACAUUGUGCAUAUGUAUCACUGAGAAAUAAAUUCUGAAUUAUUUAGCUAUAACUUUAUGAUUAAAAUGUACAGAUGAGACAGUACUAAAAUCACAAACACAAAGUAUGCAUGAUCCAUUCUAUUCAUUUUUUACAGAACAAUGUAUACGAACAUUGAAAAUAUUUUUUUAAUCUCAACCACCUAAAAAACAUAUGAAGUUUAAUGAAAAUAUAAAAUGAAAUAGAAAACUUUUAUUAUUUCUGUUAAAUUUUCUUUCUCAUAAA
Drosophila rhopaloa is the source of this 1626-nucleotide messenger RNA. RefSeq lists its product as uncharacterized. NCBI's taxonomy places the organism in Eukaryota, Metazoa, Arthropoda, Insecta, Diptera, Drosophilidae. The transcript is spliced from 3 exons. The record is from RefSeq and is a predicted model, not a curated record. The coding region runs from base 409 to 615 and encodes 68 amino acids.